AAUAAUCUGUUUUUUGAGUUAGGUCAUUUUUACAUACACACAGAGGACAUACACAUGAAGGAUUUGAUGGCCAGUUGCAUUUUUCUCAAGCACAUUAAAAUGAGAAUGUGGCCGUUUAAAUAGUGUUAUAUCCUUCCACAAUCACUUCACACCCCCACCCUGCCCCUCCACACACACACACAUGUACUACCAUGGCAGCUGGUGGCACACCUGGAUGAACAGGUGAUCCCAGGGCUCUUCUAGUGCCCUUCUAACCCGAGGCUGUUGGCAGCUGCUUUUCCCCACCUGAGGACCUUGGAGCAAAAGCUCAGCUUGGAGCAAAGUCUCCUCUUCAGGACUGAGCCCAGAAGAACCAGAGCGCUUGGUCUUGAGGCAUCUGAAGUUGCCAUCCUGGGGUCAGAGAUGCUUCCUGGCACAUCCUGCUUUCUUUGCGAUGGGCGACCUGGGCAGGAGGCAGAUUGCUCCCUGUCCACACCUGUGCCCGGAGGAGCCCAGUGUCUCCUCUGUGUCUUCCUCGGUGGAGACAGCCAUCACGCCCAAGCUCAUUCAGCCUUUGAAAAGAAUCUUGCCAAUUAUUUUAAUGUAUCAAAGAAAUUAAUUAUAGGUUUGGGAUUUGUUAGGUCUAUUUUCAGAAUUCUAUGAUCUCAAACAUAAAUAGCACUUCACUCUGGCCUAAGGAGCUGAAACGCUUAAUACCAGUGGAGGCAGAGAGGGAGAAGGUGGGGAGGAAGAAGACAGCAUCACUCUACCACCAUCCACAUCCCUGUCUGCUCACCUACAUGAAUCCAGACAUCUCUCAAGCCCCAACUUGGUACCAAGCUCUAGUCUGAGUGCUGAGUGAGAAAGGAGACAGAAAUUCCUGCCCUCAUGGAGCCGAGAUUUUAGUGGAGGAAGUCAGACGAUGCACACGGUUAAUAAUACAGCAGAUGACAUUGUCCAUUUAUCACAAAGGAAGGGAGAGGAGGCAGGACCACCACGCAGAUGGAACAAGCCACUGCCACGAGGAGCGUGAUGCCUGCAAAUCAGGGAGUCCUCUCUCUUCAUCGCUUCAGCAAAUGUUUAUUGAGCACCUAGGAUGUGCCAAUAUUAUGCAAAGCAUUAAGGAUCUGUCAGGGGACCAGAAAGCACAGCUUGGCGCUUAAAUGAUCUAAGAGAGAGAUGAGAAAUAAUCAGGGAGCUACUAGAAUGGAGGGUGCUACGAAGGGAACAGCAGGGGAGGAGGCAAAGUGGACCGUCUGUGUGCCCCUUCUCAGGUGGGCACCCAACUGUGGACCCAUGCAGGGAAUUCCUGUUGCAGGAGACAGAGUUUUGCUUUUGCUCCAGGGGAGGAAGUGUAGGAAGUAUGGAUCUUGGUUCUCCAGGAAGGGGAAUAUGGCAGGAUCACGCUCACCCAACUGAGAACCAGAAGCAGGCAAAGAUGGGGGUGUAUGGGGGUGCUGCCCAUGGUACCCUCCCUGCCAUGUGUACCCAGGGACGCUCCCGCCUCCCUAAAUAUCCUCGGUGCCUGCAGAUGGCAGUGAUGUUGCUAACCCAAGCGAGCAGGUAGCAAUUCCUUUUAAUGCUAAAGCAGGGUGCCCUGGGGUUCUACAGUUUAGGGGCAGAAGCCUCCACCAGAAAACUGCAUCAGUGGAGUUAGCAACUGAGCCAUCCCCAAAGCUGGGCUCUCACCACCUCCUGCUCCAAAUUUCAAGCAGCUACAGUCAGGCGUGCCAACCACAAAGUGCCCGGGCUGCACACACAGCCGAGAACAAUCCGCUGUUGGCUGAGAUCUGAGUGUUUGCAGGGUUUCUUGGCACCUGUGCUUUCCCACGUUUGCCCUGUGAGAGAAUCUGGCUGACGGCCAAGCUUCCAACCGACAGGAAGCUUGAUUUGCUCAGCCACCAUUCUCACGUGGAGGCAGGAGGCAGCCCCACCCCCACCACCACCACACACAUGCACACAUGUGUGCAAACACAUUCAGGCCAUACACUUUUAUAUGCACACACACAUACUGUCAUCCACACAUGCACACACAACACUCAGUCUUGUACACACACGUGCAACGCACAUACACGCACAGACACACACUUGUGCGCAGACACAUGGGGCCCCAGAAGCCCGGGCCCCCCGCUAACCGCGUGUCCGGGUCUCCGUGCGCAGUGCAAGGUGCGGGAGUUGGAGGAGAAAUGCCGGACGCAGAGUGAGCAGUUCAGCCUGUUGUCCCGGGAUCUGGAGCAGUUUCGCCAGCACGCCGGCAAGAUCGACCUGCUGGGCGGCAGCACUGUGGCCUCCCUGGACGUCCCGUCGUCCCCCAGCAAGUCUUUCCCAAGGUUCAUGAACGGACUGGCUCCCUCCAUCGGAAAAGGUCAGGAGAGUGCCCUUGGAAGCCGCACUGUGAUCGGUGAAUAUAUCCGGCCCCUCCCGCUCCAGGGUGACAAGCCGGAACCUCUGUCCGUCAAGCCCACCUUCCUGUCAAGAUCCGGUGGCCCAAGAUGCAGAUUUGAAUCAGACAUGGAUAAUGAUCGGAAUUCCAAUACCGCCAAGCAGAGGUACUCGGGCAAGGUCCACUUGUGUGUCGCCCGCUACAGUUAUAACCCCUUCGAUGGGCCCAAUGAGAACCCAGAGGCUGAGCUGCCCCUCACAGCAGGGAAGUAUCUCUACGUCUAUGGAGACAUGGAUGAGGAUGGCUUCUAUGAAGGGGAGCUUCUGGAUGGGCAGCGGGGCCUGGUGCCCUCCAACUUCGUGGAUUUCAUCCAGGACAACGAGUCUCGACUGGCCAGCACGCUGGGGAAUGACCAGGAUCAGAACUUCAUCAACCACGCGGGCAUCGGCUCGGAGGGGGAGAACAUUCUAGACCUCCACUCUCCGACACUCACGGACUCCAGCCUCGCCGACCACGGGGCAGGGACGCUGGACGUGAACAUCGACGACAUCGGAGAAGACAUCGUGCCUUACCCUCGGAAAAUCACCCUCAUCAAACAACUCGCCAAAAGUGUCAUUGUGGGCUGGGAGCCCCCGGCAGUGCCCCCAGGCUGGGGGACCGUGAACAGCUACAACGUGCUGGUGGACGCGGAGACGCGCCUGAGCCUGGCGCUGGGCGGCAGGACCAAGGCCCUGGUGGAGAAGCUGAACAUGGCAGCCUGCACCUACCGCAUCUCCGUGCAGUGCGUCACCAGCCGGGGCAGCUCAGACGAGCUGCGGUGCACGCUGCUGGUGGGCAAGGAUGUGGUGGUGGCUCCCUCCCACCUGCGCGUGGACAACAUCACCCAGAUCUCUGCCCAGCUGUCCUGGCUGCCCACCAACAGCAACUACAGCCACGUCAUCUUCCUCAACGAGCAGGAGUUGGAUAUCGUCAGGGCCGCCAGGUACAAGUACCAGUUCUGCAACCUCAGGCCCAACAUGGCUUACAAGGUGAAGGUCCUGGCCAAGCCCCAUCAGAUGCCCUGGCAGCUACCCCUGGAGCAAAGGGAGAGGAAGGAGGCCUUCGUGGAGUUUUCCACGCUGCCUGCAGGUCCUCCAGCACCCCCACAAGAUGUUGCCGUCCAAGCUGGGGCCACCCCAGCCACCGUCCAGGUCUCCUGGAGGCCGCCUGCUCUGACGGCCACUGGGCUAUCCAAUGGAGCCAAUGUCACCGGCUACGGCGUGUAUGCAAAAGGGCAGAGGGUCGCUGAGAUCAUCUCGCCCACAGCAGACGGCACGGCCGUGGAGCUGGUGCGCCUGCGCAGCCUGGAAGCCAAGGGCGUGACCGUGCGGACCCUCUCUGCCCAGGGCGAGUCCGUGGACUCUGCCGUCGCUGCCAUUCCCCCCGACCUCCUGGUGCCUCCAACCCCCCACCCGAGAACUGCUCCCACACCGAAGCCAUUAGCAAGUGCCGGAGCCCCCGAAACCAAAGAUGAGCACCCGGGUCCCCACGCCGCGGUGGACGAGGCCUGGGAACAUGGCCGGGCACCCGCCCCAGUCCACGGGCACCUGCUGGAGCCGCCCGGCCUGCAGGGCUCGGGCCCCGGGCGGCGGUCACCCUCGCCCAGCCGCAUCCUCCCGCAGCCGCAGGGCGUCCCGGUCUCCACCUCCGUUGCCAAGGCCAUGGCCCGGGAAGCCGCGCAGAGGGUGGCCGAGAGCAGCAGGUUAGAGAAAAGGAGCGUCUUCCUGGAGAGGAGCAGCGGACAGUAUGCAAACUCGGACGAGGAGGACGGCUAUGAGUCCCCGGACGUCAAGAGGAGGGGCGCAUCCGUGGAUGAGUUCCUGAAAGGCUCGGAGCUGGGCAAACCGCCGCACUGUUGCCAUGGAGACGAGUACCACACGGAGAGCAGCCGGGGGUCUGACCUCUCGGACAUCAUGGAGGAGGACGAGGAGGAGCUGUACUCUGAAAUGCAGCUGGAGGACGGGGGCAGGAGGCGGCCAAGCGGCACAUCCCACAAUGCCCUCAAGAUUUUAGGAAACCCGGUGACCGCAGGACGGGCUGAUCGGGCGGAUCACGUGGGCCGGAGGUUUUCCCACGGCAGUGCUGGUUCCCACAGGUCCCGGCCAGUGAUGGUCCAUGCUGCGGAUGAGUACGGGCGGGACCGGCUUUCUCCGGACUUCUACGAAGAGUCAGAGACAGACCCUGGGGCGGAAGAGCUCCCAGCCCGCAUCUUUGUGGCCCUUUUUGACUACGACCCCCUUACCAUGUCCCCGAACCCAGACGCUGCAGAAGAGGAGCUUCCCUUUAAAGAAGGGCAGAUCAUCAAGGUGUAUGGUGAUAAAGACGCUGAUGGAUUCUACCGCGGGGAAACCUGUGCCCGGCUUGGCCUUAUUCCCUGUAACAUGGUCUCUGAAAUCCAGGCAGAUGAUGAAGAGAUGAUGGACCAGCUUCUCAGACAAGGCUUCCUCCCUCUGAACACACCUGUGGAGAAAAUAGAGAGAAACAGGAGAAGCGGCAGACAGCACUCGGUGUCGACGCGAAGAAUGGUGGCCCUGUACGACUAUGACCCGAGGGAGAGCUCGCCCAACAUUGACGUCGAGGCUGAACUUACAUUUUGCACAGGAGAUAUUAUUACUGUUUUUGGCGAAAUUGAUGAAGAUGGAUUUUAUUAUGGGGAGCUUAAUGGGCAGAAAGGGCUUGUACCUUCCAACUUCCUAGAAGAAGUGCCUGAUGAUGUAGAAGUCUACCUUUCCGACGCGCCAUCCCAUUACUCACAGGACAUGCCAAUGCGCUCCAAGACGAAAAGGGUUCCUCCUGAGGGUUCAGGUACAGCAAGGAGAGCGCCAUCCCCCACAGUACAUCUCCAUUCGGGGUCACCUACGUCAUCUAUGGGUACUGGUAGUCCUGGGAGAGGCAGGGAAAUGUCCUCGAAAAAGAAAAAGGGGCUGCUUUCCAAAGGCAAGAAACUGCUGAAAAAACUGGGUGCAGUGAAAUGAUUCAUGUGCUUCCGGACAACUUCCAAAUCUAUGUAAUUUUCUUUAAUUCCAAACUAGGGCUUUCAUGACUCAAGUACUUCCUAAAAAAACAAUCUUCUCCCCUGACACCAGUAGAGAAAUGCUCUUUGCACUACCAUCCACUUUAAGCCCAGCGCCAGGACAAAGAGCUGCUGGUGCUCCCACCCGCCUCCGCCCACCGCUCUUAUUAGUGCCCGGGCUCUGGCGGGAGCUGGGGUGUCGCGUGAACAUGCAGGGAGCCAGUAGCUCUUUGUAGCUCACUCCCUACCUGGGAUCCAGUCUUUGUGCAUUUGUCAUCUGCCCUUAAAGGAAUGAUUUCAACCUCUCUCCCUUUUCAAAAUGCUUGCCUCAUAAUGCAUAACUCUCACUUUAACUCUGGUCUUGAAAUUCCUAGUUUAUCGCCUUGAUGUUUUGCCUUAUAAAUGCACAGUGAUUUGUACUGUCUAAUAAAAACUACAGUGUCCACUUUGUAUGUGUUGUGCAUUCAGUGCUCUCAUCCUCACAGACACAGUGGUUUGAAACCAAGUUGUGCAGGCUGUGCAAUUUAAGAUCCUGGCUUUUCAGCUUUUAAAGCAAGCCAGGCAACACACAGAAAAUGUUUACUUAUUCAAAUCAUUCAAAAAAGAGGAGAGGAGAUAGCUUUGGUAAAGUACCACACUUCUCCAACCUGCCAGAAACCUGGUAAUAUUCAUUGCUUUCAGUGUUACAUUUUGUGGCAUAUGGAUUUACGUUCCUUUCAUUAUUUGUCAAAAUGCCAUACACAGUCAACAAUGAACAGCACACACGUAAAGCAAUCCACAUAAUGCAUAAGCCACACCAAAAACAUCCUAAGUUUAAGUCUCUUCAAAAUUAUUCCAUACCAAUCUUCACCAUUGGCACUUGAACAAAAACAGAUUUACAAAGUUGUUGGCAGAUGUAUUUGAUGGUUACUAUUUUGUAAUUCUUGUCCACUUGUAAAUUGUUUUUACUCUUUAUACAUACUUUUCAGACUGCCUUUCUUUUGUAAUUUAUGGAAGGUUUAUAAAUGAAUGACAAAGCUUUCCCCAUUGUGUCUUCAAAAACUAUAUUGUAAAUUGUAAUAUAAUAGUAUGUGGUAGAUUUAUUAAAAGGAAAUUACUCUGUGUGGUUAAGUUCUGCGUGGGUGUGUGCAUGUGUACAGCUAGUGUAAAAUAUUUUAUAGAAAUAAAAUUUGUUAUUUUAUACAA
Bubalus bubalis (water buffalo) is the source of this 6599-nucleotide messenger RNA. RefSeq names its product RIMS binding protein 2 (gene RIMBP2). The transcript has 16 exons. Lineage: Eukaryota; Metazoa; Chordata; Mammalia; Artiodactyla; Bovidae. Bases 1933 to 5376 code for a protein of 1147 amino acids. Gene Ontology annotation, biological process: neuromuscular synaptic transmission. Gene Ontology annotation, molecular function: protein binding. The record is from RefSeq and is a predicted model, not a curated record.